AUGAAUAAAAAUAAGCCAAAAAGCAAAAACAAAAAAGGCCUCAAAGAUAAGGGCAAUAAGUGGAAGAACUUGUCAAAUGAAGAACUUGUAAAUUUAAUUAAAAUCCAAAAGGAGGAAUACACUAGAACAGUUCAAAAAAAACACCUGCUGGAAAGGAGAUUGGACGAAAAAAAAAAUGAACUCGAGUGUUUCAAAAAAGAGUACAAUGAAUUGAAAAGCAAAGUAUAUUUCAUCAGUGAAGGAUGCGAAAAAUAUGAUGAAAAGCACAAGGAGGAACAAAAAAUAAUUAAAAACAAAUCAGUUUUUUAUAAUUUUCAAAAUGCAGAAGAACUGAAAAAGCUGGAUAAGGAAAAAGAAGAUAUAAAAAGUAUGAUUAAUCAGAAGCAUGAGCAAGCCAUGAAUAAUGUGGUGAGCUUCUUAGAAGACGAGAGACAGAACUUAGAUCAUGUGAAAAACAGAAAUUUUCAAGAUAUAGAUGAACUCAACACCUCCUUCAAUUUGAAAUUAGACAGCAUGGAAAAACUAUUCACAAAAUAUUUGGAAGAGUAUGAACAUGACAUGAAAGAUGAAAUGAAUGAAAUGAUUGAUAAUUAUAACUUAAUAGAAAGAAAUGAAAUAAUUUACUUAAACAAUUUAUAUAAUGAUCACAUUAACAAUAUUAACGAGAUUCAUAUUAAUAUGUUUCAAAGCUAUAAAGAAUAUUAUAUUGAACAAAUCCGAGAAAAUAUAAGUAAAAUAAAAUCACUAAAAAUGAAUAUUAACGAGUUAGAGGAAUGUGAUAAGGAAAUAAAAACCGAACUGAAUAUUCAUAGUAAUCAGAGCUCAGACAUUAUGGAGAAAAUAAGAAUCUUAGAGGCUAAGAGGGAGGACCUUAACAAAGACUUAAAAUUUUAUUCAAAGGACUUUGUGAUAUUCAAAAAUUUGGAACUCAUUUACAAUGAAAACAAUGUGUAUAUAAAAAAUUUAAGAGAAUUUUCUAAAAAUUCCAAGGACAAAAUAGUACAAGUGGAGGAAGCAUUUAAGGAAUUAUCACAUGGGGAAAACGAAAAUAUUGAAACAGAGUUAGGAGACUAUUUUGAAGAAAUAAAAAAUAAAAACAUGCUUUUAAAAAAAAUGGUACAAAGUGUUGAUAUCGAUAUGGAUGUAAUAAACAAGGAAUUAACUUCAUAUAUAAAAAGCCAUAAUAUUAGUGAUGAUGAUGUGAAAAAAGUACAGAAUGGGAUAACCUUCUGUAUAGAAACUUACAAUAAAGAGCUUGAGAAUGUGUUGUAUACAGAGAAGCGUGUAAAAAAAAAAAUAAAAGACACUUCAAAUAUUUAUGAGAAAAAAAUGAGGGAUAUAAAUGUAAAGAGAGGCAUUUAA
Molecule: messenger RNA, 1362 nt
Organism: Plasmodium gonderi
Lineage: Eukaryota; Apicomplexa; Aconoidasida; Haemosporida; Plasmodiidae
Exons: 4
Coding region: 1-1362 (453 amino acids)
Biological process (GO): cell motility
Cellular component (GO): Golgi apparatus; microtubule; motile cilium
Molecular function (GO): microtubule binding; small GTPase binding
Source: RefSeq, a predicted model, not a curated record